AUGAGAGCCGUGGCCAUCGGCGGAGCUUCGGCUCCCGCUCUCCCCGCUGCGCUCCCCGCUGCUCUCCCCGCUGCGCUCCCGCCGGGACGCCGGACAGCGGCGGUCGCUCAAAGCUCGCGACGGCUCGCCGCGGCGAGCCGCGGAGCAGCGAGCCGCCAUCAAAACAGCGCUCGAACGAGUUUCUGGGGUCAUCUGGCGGUGCUUUUCGGGGCUCUCUGGCGGUCCCGCGGAGCGAAGGCUACGUCGGAUUUGCGGGCCCCAAGGCUAAGGCGGAAACACUUCCCAUGGCCAUGGCCAAUUGGAUCCUUCCAUGGUGACCUGCGGCGCCGCGGUGCAGCCGUGGCCCGGAUUCCCGAAGCGCUGGUCGCCGGUCUCGAGGAUCUUGCGAGCCAGACGCUCGCUGCAGAAGCCGCGAACGAAGGAGAAGGCGAGCUCAAAACCCCUCCCUUCCUCCGCGCCGGCGGUUCCCUGAAUCGCGCUUUUCCGGACACGAUGUCCUGGCACUGGGCUCAAAAUGACCAGGGCUUGGAGGCCUUUGCUUCGGCGGCAAGAAUCGUCUUGAAGCAGCUGGGAGACGAGUGGGCUUUGGUAGCAGCCUCCUUCGUCGUCGCCGAGGGCGGCUGCGCAGACACCGCGACGAAGUUCCACGUCGACUUCGGGCCUGUGGCGAUCCCGCGCGGCGCCGCCUGCACGGCUCUGCUGCCACUUCACCCAAAGCACUUCCCGGAAGACCAGGGAAACUUGGAGAUCAUGCCGUGGGAUGCUCCGCCGGGAAAGAGCUGCGUUCACCGCUACUCUCGUGGGAAUGCCAUCGUCUUCGAUGGCAAGCUGCCGCACCGCACGCAACCCUUCGCCGCAGAGACGUUCGCCCAGAGGGAUCGCGAUGCAGCUGCAUCGGCUGCAUCCCUGCGUGGACGACGCAUCCUAGCUUCCAUGAGCUUCGCACGCGUUUUAGGCCAAGCUCCCUGGAAUAGCGCCGUGAAGCAGGUGAUCUCAGGCUACGGUGCGCCGGUGCUGCGACCUGUGAGAAAAGUCUGCAGAGUGGUUGCCGACCCGAAGAACCGAGUCUGCGAUGCCCCGGGCAGUUGGUACUGCGUUGGUCAGUAUCCCCCCGCCCUGGAGAAGCUGAUCGCGAAGCGCAGGAACUUCGCACAGAUCGAGGACUUCAAUCGGAAAGGUGGGAAGAGUGUCUGCCUACACCAAGCUCAUCGAAAAGGAGCUGCAUGGAGCCUCCGCCUCGCACGAGGAUCUCUGACGGCGCUGCGGAUCUGGAGGAGCGACCUCCACAUCCGACAGAGGCACCGGCGGCACCGGCUAGCCCGGCUAGCCCGGCUAGCGUGCUGCUAUCGUACUGCCGAGCGGCUGAGGGCCGAGGGCCAUCCGUUCCCCAAAAACUCGCAGCAGAGCAGCGCUCGAAGCGGCAAAGAAAAGGAGGCCUCACGCUUCGCAGCCGCUUCGCAGCCGCUUCGCAUGCUCUGCAUCUCUCAGCUGCCUCGGACUCCGCGAGAAGGCUCUCGUCCUGUGCCCACCUAA
Molecule: messenger RNA, 1533 nt
Organism: Symbiodinium sp. CCMP2592
Lineage: Eukaryota; Dinophyceae; Suessiales; Symbiodiniaceae
Source: the annotation of a GenBank genome assembly